AUGUAUCACAUUGUCGACUUCCUCGACACGGGAGACUCAGAGGUUGUUCCAUCCUCAUGGGUAAAGGAUGGUCGAAGCCUCUGGCCUCCAUUUAAAGUAAGGGAGAAAUGCAACAGGGUAGUGGUGAGAGGAGACCCUCCUGACGAAUCCUGGCCGAGUCACACCAUAAGGAUAAGGGCAACAAAAACAACAGAAAUGCAAACUAAUUACCCCCAUACAUUGGAGGUGCCAGACGUUUCAGGAUUCCCACUGACAUCACUCAAUGAACUGGCGAAGCUGGAGGAGAGCAUUGCUGCACAGGGGGAUAUAUACAGACGAAAACUGGUCACCUAUUUUGGACUGGCAGGUGGGCUGACUGUGAAAGAGAGUGUGUGGAGGAUCAUGACAAAAUUAAUGACAAACAGGCUGGCUAAGCAAAUUAAUUGGCGUGGGUUAAAUGGGAAAUAUGCCUUUGAACAACUUGUCAUCAAAGAUGUUGUCCUCAUUCGAAUAGACGCUUCCAACAAGGUCCUUGUCUACAGGCACAUUCAGCUACCCGGAGCUGUGGAAGACUUUACUGGCCAGCCUCCAUCUAAGAGCGCAGGUGGGACUAAGAGCGAAGACAGAGCACUAUAUGAUAAGUGGCGGGCUUCCCAAUAUGCUCUAAGGGCAGACUAUCUUGUCGGUUACUUCAGUCUGCGGAGGCCUUCGGCCACAAAAGUGGCAAGACUAAUUGGUCAGGAGGGGUGGACGACCAAUUGCCCCAAAGCAGAGGAGGUCGUGAGCAUGUGGAAGCCGGCCUCCAAGCAGAAGGUCGAAACCGACCCAUAUGUGCAUCACUGUGUGGCUGAGCAGGCCUGGACAGGUCUUGCCAUCAAAGAUUUUGGUCCUCCCAAAGGUUUAGGAGUGGUUGCCACCAGAAACUUUGCCAGUGGUGACAUUGUCUGUGAUUACCACGGCAAUGUCAUCACAGCAUCUGAGGGGAGAUCGAUUAUGGAGGAUCUAAAUGGAGAGGCAGGCUGUCACCCACUAAUAGACACUUUUGGCCGCCGCAUCAACCAUUCAUCCAAGUCGGCCAAUGUAAAGCCAAUCAGGUGCAAGAUGACUUUUAACAGGAAAGAAAAGGACAUUGUUUUAUUCAAGGCCCUGAAGAACAUCACUGUGGACGAGGAGCUAAAAGUUGACUAUGGGAUCAACCGAAAAUCCUUCUGA
Rhinichthys klamathensis goyatoka is the source of this 1191-nucleotide messenger RNA. RefSeq lists its product as uncharacterized. The coding region runs from base 1 to 1191 and encodes 396 amino acids. Gene Ontology annotation, molecular function: protein binding. The transcript is spliced from 8 exons. The record is from RefSeq and is a predicted model, not a curated record. Lineage: Eukaryota; Metazoa; Chordata; Actinopteri; Cypriniformes; Leuciscidae.